AUGCCACGCAAUGACGAGGACGACAACGACUAUCAACCAACAACCCUCCUCCUCCUCGCCAUAAGCAACGCCGCUGCCAACCGCCGCCGGCACCGACACCAAGCCCCCUCGCUCUCCUCCCUUCCGGGAAGCCAAUUCCCACUGGUACUAUCCCAAGCAUGUCAUCCCAAAGAAGAAGAAGAAAAAGAAGAAGAGGGUGGAGAAGACGGAGGAGAAGAAGAAACAGAUGUUUCAACAAGGACCAGAAUCGCACAACUUCACAAAAGGAGGCUGAGGGACUGGCACAUGGGGCGGUACAUGAGGAACCAGCUCUCAAGGGCACAAGUAGACGACGCGGUCCUCGGCCUCGCAGACCUCUUUCUCCUGCACGAACCAGAACCACAAUUCCUCUCUUCUUCUUCAUCAUCAUCUUCUUCCUCCUCCUCCUCCUCCUCCUCCUCCUCCGUCAAACUCCCUCCAUCCAACGCCGCCGCCGCCGACGACGACGACGACGACUCCUUUUCCAUACUGAGCAGAAAAGUAAACUCGCUAUGGAACGCCAACCAAGCCCGCAUACGCAUGGCCCUCCCCCGCUACGUGGAGGGCUAUCCCGUCCGGGACCGGAUCCAGCCGCCGCGCUUCCAAGCCCGGACGACGCAGAAGCCUUCCGGCUGGGGGGACUGCCUGCAGUGCCUCGCAAAGGGCCUGCCGUGCUCGAUGAGCAUGGAGACGACGAGGGGGGAGGGGCGGGACGUUGCGCGGAGGGGGUGUAGGAGGUGUGUUAGGGAUGGGGAGCGGUGUAUCGUCGAGCAUGAGGUGGAGGAGGAUGUUGAUGACGAUGAUGAUGAUGACGAUGAUGGAGAGAAGGGUGAGGGAGGGGUGAAGAAGGAGGAGGAGGAGGAGAGUGGUUUGUGGGACUGGUGGGAUGGAGUGCCGGACCGGGGUCAGGAUGUGGAUUCGGCGGCGGAGGCAGUCGAGAUGUGGGAAAGACGGCGAAAGGGGGUCAAGCUCGAGUUGAUAGGGAGUCGUAUGCUGUGGGUUGAAUCAAGGGGCUUUGCGCCGCGAGGGAUGAUGAAGUCGAGUGACUGA
Messenger RNA from Trichoderma citrinoviride, 1068 nucleotides. RefSeq lists its product as hypothetical. The record is from RefSeq and is a predicted model, not a curated record. The coding region runs from base 1 to 1068 and encodes 355 amino acids. Lineage: Eukaryota; Fungi; Ascomycota; Sordariomycetes; Hypocreales; Hypocreaceae. The transcript is spliced from 2 exons.